Populus trichocarpa (black cottonwood) is the source of this 1565-nucleotide messenger RNA. Its product is annotated as methylthioribose kinase. The record is from RefSeq and is a predicted model, not a curated record. Gene Ontology annotation, molecular function: S-methyl-5-thioribose kinase activity. Lineage: Eukaryota; Viridiplantae; Streptophyta; Magnoliopsida; Malpighiales; Salicaceae. The coding region runs from base 125 to 1381 and encodes 418 amino acids. The transcript is spliced from 6 exons.
AAACAAGCGCAAACCUCGCAUCAUCUUCAACAUGAGUCGCUACUCGCCACCUUUUCCUAAUAUCUAACUUCUCUCCCCCUUAGAAUCCUCACUGCCACCAAGAGUUCAACAUCGUCAAUAAAAUAUGGCAUUCACAGAGUUCAGGCCGCUGGCCGAGAAAUCUUUAAUUGAGUACAUUAAGGCCACUUCUGUUUUGUCAGAUAAGAUCGGUAACAAUUUCGGUGACUUGAAGAUCAAAGAAGUCGGUGAUGGGAAUCUAAAUUUCGUCUACAUAGUCGCUAGCCCAUCUGGGUCUUUUGUCAUCAAGCAAGCACUUCCAUACAUACGAUGUAUUGGAGAAUCAUGGCCAAUGACAAAGGAAAGAGCAUAUUUUGAGGCUUUGGCACUCAGAGAGCACGGCCGAUUGUGCCCGGAAAAUGUGCCUGAAGUUUAUCAUUUUGACCGUACUAUGUCUGUGAUUGCUAUGCGAUAUUUGGAGUCCCCACAUAUAAUCUUGAGAAAAGGGUUGAUUGCUGGAAUUGAGUAUCCCUUGCUAGCAGAACACAUGUCUGAUUAUAUUGCAAAGACUCUUUAUUACACUUCGCUUCUCUAUCGUACUACCACUGAGCAUAAACGUGAUGUUGCUGAAUUCUGUGGGAAUGUGGAGUUAUCCAGGCUUACUGAGCAGGUUGUUUUCUCUGACCCAUACAAAAUAUCUCAAUAUAAUCGUUGGACUUCCCCUUAUCUUGACCGUGAUGCUGAGGCUGUCCGUGAAGAUAAUAUUUUAAAACUCGAAGUUGCUGAGUUGAAAUCCAUGUUUUGUGAGAGAGCCCAAGCCUUAGUACAUGGAGAUCUCCACACUGGUUCUGUCAUGGUUACCCAUGAUUCUACUCAAGUUAUAGAUCCAGAAUUUGCAUUUUAUGGUCCAAUGGGUUUUGAUAUUGGAGCUUUUAUUGGAAAUUUGAUUUUGGCCUUUUAUGCUCAAGACGGGCAUGCUGAUCAAAUGAAUGACCGAAAAAGAUAUAAAGAGUGGAUUUUAAGGACAAUCAGAGAGACCUGGAGUCUUUUCUACAAAAAGUUCACUGCACUCUGGGAUGAGCAUAAGGAUGGCUCUGGUGAGGCAUAUCUUCCAGAAAUUUAUAAUAAUCCUGAGCUUCGGCUGCUUGUACAGAGAAAAUUCAUGCAAGACUUGCUCCAUGACACCUUGGGAUUUGGUGCGGCUAAAAUGAUAAGGAGAAUUGUUGGCGUAGCCCAUGUUGAGGAUUUUGAAUCAAUUACUGAUGCUAGCAAACGAGCCAAAUGCGAGCAGCAGGCUCUUGACCUGGCGAAGAUGGUUCUCAAAGAAAGGAAAAAAUUCCAAUCCAUCGAUGAAGUUGUAUUAGCCAUUCAGCAGGUGCAGUGAUGACAUGCUUGGGGGUAAAGUUUGGGUAUAAAUAAUGGAGCUUUGGUUGAGCUAUUUUCACAUUCACCUCGGAGUAAAAACGCAUGUCACCGCAACAUUAUAUCAGAUUGUAAUUUUCCUCUAAAGGAAAAGAAAUAAAUCUGCACUCCUCCCCUGUGAGAGUAAUUUUAUAAUUUUCUUGGAA